This is a messenger RNA of Daldinia caldariorum, 1888 nucleotides long. Its product is annotated as transmembrane amino acid transporter protein-domain-containing protein. Gene Ontology annotation, biological process: amino acid transmembrane transport. The transcript has 2 exons. Gene Ontology annotation, cellular component: vacuolar membrane. Gene Ontology annotation, molecular function: amino acid transmembrane transporter activity. Bases 224 to 1627 code for a protein of 467 amino acids. Lineage: Eukaryota; Fungi; Ascomycota; Sordariomycetes; Xylariales; Hypoxylaceae. The record is from RefSeq and is a predicted model, not a curated record.
UUGGUCUUGAUUCUUCACCCGGGCGCUUUGCUUCUCUGGAAUCGAAUCCCUCCCGCCAUCAACCUUGCCCUUUUUUUCUGCCUUGCCUUCCCCCAUCCCCCAUCCCCCAUCCUCUAGCCCCUCUACCCUAUCGUUGUCGUCUACGCCAAAACAACGACGACAACAUCAACUGUACAUCUAGGAACGAGGAAACGACGCUCCACUAACAAUCCUCGCGGACACGAUGGCAGAAAGGAUGGCGGAUACGAAGCACGAGAAGAUGUUCGAUUCGGACACCCCCUCGGGGCAAGAGCUGGGGUCCAGCACCGAGGUAGUUGGCCAAGUCAGCGAUAUCUCGGCAUCUGAGGCGCAAAAAGUAGCCAUGGGCCACGCUCACUUCAAAAGGUUAGGAUGGAAGCGACUAACAGUGGUUCUCAUCGUCGAGGCUAUCGCUCUCGGUAGUCUGAGUAUGCCUGCGGCGUUUGCCACCUUGGGAAUGGUGGCGGGUGUCAUCCUCAGCGUUGGCUUGGGCCUUCUUGCCAUCUACACGAGUUAUGUCGUCGGCCAGGUUAAGCUGAAAUUCCCGGACGUGCAGCACUACGCGGAUGCCGGUCGUUUGAUCAUGGGUAAAUUCGGAUAUGAGCUGGUCGGUGGAAUGUUCGUAUUGCAACUGGUGUUCCUCGUCGGAUCUCACUGUCUGACUGGUACUAUCGCCUUCCUCAACAUCACCAACAAUGGCACCUGCUCGUUAGUCUUCGGUGUCGUCUCGGCUAUCAUCCUCCUGCUCCUCGCUAUUCCGCCCUCUUUUGCCGAGGUGGCCAUCCUAGGUUACAUCGACUUCGUUUCUAUCAUGGGCGCUAUCUUCAUCACGAUCAUUGCGACUGGUGUGCAACGAACAGAUUCCGGAAUUCCAUCUGACUGGUCCGCUUGGCCUAAGGACAACCUCACCUUCACCGAGGCUUUCAUUGCCAUCACGAACAUCGUUUUCGCCUACAGCUUCGCCAUCUGCCAGUUCUCGUUCAUGGAUGAAAUGCACACUCCCAAGCACUUCGUCAAGUCCAUCUGGGCACUAGGUUUGAUCGAGAUCGUAAUCUACACCCUCACCGGAGCCUUGAUCUACUGCUUCGUGGGCCAGGGCGUCAAGUCUCCGUCCCUACUGUCGGCCGGAGAUCUGGUUUCCAAGGUCGCCUUCGGCAUUGCUCUGCCCGUCAUCUUCAUCUCCGGAUCCAUCAACGGUACCGUCGUAGGCCGAUACAUCCACGGCCGCAUUUACCGGGACUCGGUCACCCGAUUCAUCAACACCACUAAGGGCUGGGUCACGUGGUUGGCACUCAUCACGGUCAUCACCAUCAUCGCGUGGGUUAUCGCUGAGGCUAUUCCCUUCUUCUCCGAUCUUCUCGCCAUCUCCUCGGCGCUGUUCAUCUCCGGAUUCACGUUCUACUUCCCUGCCAUCUUCUGGUUCAUGCUCAUCAAGCAGGGCAAGUGGUACGCCAAGGAGAACAUUCUGAAGAGUCUUCUUAACGCCUUGGUAUUCAUUAUCGGAGCGGUUGUGCUAGUUGGUGGCACGUAUGCUAGUAUCGUCGACAUCAUGGACGGAUACGAAAAGGGCAAAGUCCGCGGUGCCUUCACAUGUGCUCCCUUCGAGUAAAAAAAAGGGGAAAACUGAAGGCUCAGAAAGAUAAUUUUUUCUAUUUUAUUUAUGCUCCCUGGAUGGAAUAUAGAAGACGCGCGCCUUUCUUCACGACCAUGAUUGGGACUAUCGAUGACAUUAUGAUACCUCGUUUUCUAUUUUUCAAGCAUCGCGCGCGAGCAAUGGGUUCAUAGCAUCUGGUUUCUAGAGCACUGGAUAAGCACCUCGUGGAUAAAAAAAAAUCCGAUACCUAUUCCCAGAAGGAGUUUGAGGGUGGCA